AUGGCCCGAAGGUCUUGUUCCUGCUUUCUGUUGGGUAUGGGUUCAGGAGUUUAUGCGGGUCUAAUGAGUACCAUCCAUCUUGAGCAUGAAUUUUACGUCUAAAGACUUUUGCAGCUUACCCGGCUCCUGCACUAGACAGAAGCCGCAAUGGCCUCAUACUGUGAAGGAUGCGCAGCAUAUAUGUAACAAUGUCGCCUUAUUGACAUGAUGAUCCUGGCUCAUGAUGCACCAUGGCUCGAUAGCCGGGCCGGUGGGACAUGGAAUGCCGAGUCGUGAAUGGAGGAUGAAAACCGAGCGCUGGCUGGCGUGCUGGGACAGAAACAAAACAGCAUGGCUCUCCCUCUCUCUCUUCCCAAUUGGACGGCUCUGUGAUGGCAAGCCCCUCAGGACAGAUAUCUACGUACUGGCCACCCCAGGUAUAUCCUCUACCUCAAACAAACUACGAAUUUAAUGUGCGAAUUAG
Cryphonectria parasitica EP155 is the source of this 463-nucleotide messenger RNA. RefSeq lists its product as uncharacterized. Bases 221 to 451 code for a protein of 76 amino acids. NCBI's taxonomy places the organism in Eukaryota, Fungi, Ascomycota, Sordariomycetes, Diaporthales, Cryphonectriaceae. The record is from RefSeq and is a predicted model, not a curated record. The transcript has a single exon.